AGAUUCAAAUUAAUGUCUCUUGGGAAAUAGGUUUCUAUGUGAGCUCAACUUUUACCUGUUGUGUUUGGCUUUUGGUGAUCAGCGUGCGUGUGCUGACUGGUGAGUUACUGUUUGUGCAGCUUCAACAACCCAUAACACAUCUGUGUUUGUGUCUGCCCAGCUGGAAGCUAGAAAACACGGGAAGAAGCUAGCAGUUUGGACAAGAAUGAAGCACUAGAUGUGGGAGAGUAUUACCAGAGCCGAGCAAAAGAUGUAACAAUGCCAGCGAAGCUUCCAGUGAAUUUCUUCUCCACAAGAUCUCCAGUCAUUGAUCUUUUUCGGGGACAGUUAGAUUAUGCAGAUCACCUUCGUCAGGAUUCAGAAAUUGUGCUGUAUUUUUUCUAUGCACCAUGGUGUGGCCAGUCCAUUGCAGCAAGAGAAGAAAUAGAGCAUGUGGCCAGCAGAUUGUCAGACCAGGUGCUAUUUGUGGCUGUUAAUUGCUGGUGGAACCAGGGGAAAUGCAGGAAGCAGAAGCAUUUCUUUUAUUUUCCCGUGAUACAUUUAUACCAUCGGAGUUUUGGACCAAUUGAAUACAAAGGCCCUAUGAGUGCUGUUUAUAUUGAAAAGUUUGUUCGCCGGGUGAUGACACCACUACUCUACAUCUCGUCUCGAUCAAAAUUACUAGAUUUCCUCUCAAAUUAUGAGCCUGGAGUUCUGGGAUAUUUUGAGUUCAAUGCUUCACCUCAGCCUCCUGGUUACCUAACGUUCUUCACAUCAGCGUUACAUUCAUUAAAGAAAGAUUACCUUGGAACUAUACGCUUUGGGGUGAUCACGGAUAAACAUGUUGCGGAGGAGAUCUCAUUGGUGCAUUCAGGCAGCGUGUAUUUGCACAGACAUGUGAACGUGUCUCUUAUUUAUCCAAAUGACGUCAUGAACUAUACAGCUGAGAACAUUUGCAAAUGGGCUCUAGAAAAUCGGGAGGUGCUCAUACGCUGGCUGAGACCGCAUGGUGGAAAAAGCCUUCUUCUAAACAAUGAGUUGAAGAAAGGACCAGCGCUUCUCAUAUUUAUACCUUACAAUCCCUUAGCAGAAAUUCAGCCUCUUUUAGAUGAAAUUACCAAAGUGGCCUUGGAAUACCACAACUGUAAUAAAAGCGAGGCAGCUGAACCAGUUCCUCAACACUUAAGAGAUACUGAUUCACCAGUUUUUGAUUCCCCUGUACCAGAUGCACAUGCAGAAUUGUUGGAAACGUUGUCAAUAACAAAGUACCCAUGCUGUAACACAGUGGUGCUUCCUCAGUGGCAUUCAAUAUCUAGAACUCACAAUGUCUGUGAGCUUUGCAUUAAUCAGACACUUGGUGUCAAACCAAAUAAAGUCAAUGUGCCACAUUGCAAUUUUUUAGAGAUAGAAGCAGCUUUGGACUCUUUCUACCUCCAGGAACAUACCUUUGUUCAAGUUAUAUCAAAUACCAUAGAAUGCAGCAAUUUCUUAAGUUUCUAUAGUCCCUUUAACUAUUACACUGCAUGUUGCAGGACAGUAAAUAGGCAUUUUUUAGGUUUUAUUAGUUCUGAGAAGACCAUCUUUCAGACCCCUAAAGUAGCAUUUUCUUCCCAUAGGAAGAAAGAUGACACCCAAAAAUGUAUUCCUCACAUUGAGGAUAGGAAUUGUUUUAUUCCUGAUCUUCAUGAUAAUGGCACUAACAUUACUGGUCUGAGCUGCAGGACCAACAAAACCUUGAAUCUCUAUCUACUGGAUUCAAAUCUUUUUUGGAUAUAUGCAGAGAGAUUAGGAGCAUCGAGGUCUACUCAUCUUAAGGAAUUUGUUGCCAUUGUUGACCUGAAAGAAGAAGUGCACUAUGUCCUGGAUCAGAAUCAAUCGCUUAUUGGAUCGACUUUGGAGAGUUUCAUAAAAAAUUUCAGCGUUCUCUACAGUCCCUUGAAAAGGCAUCUUGUUGAUGACCCUUCAGUCCGUUUUCGUGCACAGCGCAUAAUCACUGAAGUGACUACUAGUACCUUCCAAGAUGCUGUGUUCUUGAAUGAAAAGAAUGUUUUGCUGCUCUAUUAUGCACAGUGGUGUGGAUUCUGUGCUUCUCUUAAUCACAUCUUCAUUCAGCUUGCUCGGCUUUUGCCUCCAGAUAAUUUCACUGUGGCCAGAAUCGAUAUCACUCGCAAUGACCUUCCAUGGGAAUUUAUGACAGACCAUCUCCCAACCAUUUUAUUUUUUCCUCAUCGGAGGAAGGAGCAGAGCGUGAAGUUCCCUGAAGACUUUCCAGUUAACCUUCCUAAUCUCCUUAGGUUUAUUUUACAUUACUCAAGUCUUUCUUCAUCAGACCCCUGUACCAAAGAAUGCCUGCAUAAAGAGACAGUUUUACAGCAAGGACAUAUCUCCCACUUAGAGAGAGAAAUUCAGAAGUUAAGAUCAGAAAUCAGUGCCCUACAUCAGGCCCAUGACAAGCUUGAAGAACAGCUUUUUGAAGCUAGAAGAGAGGAACAUAGACUACAGCAGCAAAAACAUGCACUGGAAAAGCAGCACAAGACCCUGCAACUCCACAGUGAGCAGUUACAGGCCACAUACGACCAGAAGAAUCAAGAAUUGCUAGCAAUGGCUGAAAAACUUCAAGAAUUGGCUGAUGCAUCAGAAAAUCUCCUUAAAGAGAAUACUUUGCUGAGAAUCCUGGUAGCAUCAAGGGAAGGAAAGCUACAGAGCAAAGAUGAAACUAAAGAACCUGCUCAGUCAGAGGAAACGCUUUCUGAUGACAAUGACUUACCAGUUUCAACAGCUGCCACCACCGCUGAGGAAAAAAGAAUUGAUAAUAUUGAUACCAUCAAGGAAGAGCACAGUAGUGAAAACAGGACAGGAUAAUUGCUUACAAAGUCAAAGUAACACAGUAUUGGGAAGGUAUUUAUGCAAAUUUUAUUGAAAUUUAUUGUAAAUAAGACUUCUCCCCUAAAUGAUCUAGAAAAAGAAAAUCAAAUGAAGUAUUUUUGUACAACUUGAACAACUUAUACCCACGUUUAAGUAGAGGGGGAGCAUGGAAAACACUUUCUGCACUUUACUGUUGCACUAACUUGCAAACACCUAUCCAUUUAACCAAAAGUUGCCAAUUUUUUUUUCUUGAGGGACAGCACUAUGAAGCACCUCUGAUUAAGGACCAGUUAUUUUUCACUGGCUUCCUCUUACAGCUGCUAGAGGAAAUGUUAAUUUGGGACCUUUGGUUUAUAUUUUUCUGGUAAUUUACAACAUUUGCCCUCUACACUCUACAUUUUUGUUGUUGGCAGAAUUAAAAUGGAGAUGUUUCAUCUGUAUAAUUAGUAAACUUGAAUGGACAAAAAUCAUCUUGCUGUAACUCUUCUAUUGCAGAACUUCAAUACUUUGUAUCACUUUUGUACACCAUUAUAUCUGUCUUAAUCUUCAAGAGCCAUAUGUGAACUGUUCUCUACUGAAACAAAACUAAAGAAAAUAUCUUACUGAAUUAUUCCUGUUCUCUUUGGUUUUAGGAAUUCUAGAAUGCAGUAGUCUAAGUGGAUGGGUCUGGCCAUACAGGCAAGUCCUAUGAGAGAACUGCCCUCUCAAAUGCUUAUAUAAAGUUGCAAGAACAGCCAUCUGUCAGCUGUUCCCCACAUUGUACUCAAGAGGCAACCCUGGGAGCUUCUUGCUACUGCCAGUAUUAGUUUUGUUUCAAAUUACAGUCUCCCAUU
This is a messenger RNA of Struthio camelus australis, 3677 nucleotides long. RefSeq names its product thioredoxin domain containing 11 (gene TXNDC11). The record is from RefSeq and is a predicted model, not a curated record. NCBI's taxonomy places the organism in Eukaryota, Metazoa, Chordata, Aves, Struthioniformes, Struthionidae.